This is a messenger RNA of Symbiodinium necroappetens, 438 nucleotides long. Lineage: Eukaryota; Dinophyceae; Suessiales; Symbiodiniaceae. The record is from the annotation of a GenBank genome assembly.
AUGCGCUUGGGCUUUUCCUCCUGGCGCGAGCAAUUGGUGGAGGCUGUGCUGCCCAACGGAAGCUGUGAGGCAGCCAAAGAGGUCUCUUGGGCCGAAUUGGUGUUCCACGUCGUUUGCGUUCCGUGGAAGCUGUUCUUCGUGCCAAUUCCACCUACGGCCUUCCUCCGUGGUUGGGUUUGCUUCUUCUUCUCUUUGGGCUACAUCGCCUUUCUGACCGCCAUCAUCGGGGACAUGGCCGAGAUCUUCGGAUGCGUCCUGGAGAUCCCGGACUUGGUCACGGGAGUCAGCUUCGUGGCCUUAGGCACUUCCAUGCCAGAUCUCUUCGCUUCGCGCCAUGCCGCCGUCGAGGAUCCAACAGCUGAUGCUGCCAUCAUCAACGUGACAGGCAGCAACUCCGUGAAUGUGUUCCUCGGAAUAGGGAUCCCUUGGUCGGUCGGU